AUGAACGAGGAAGACUACCUUACACCACACCCACCAGAGGACGCACCUAGCUUAGACGAACUUUGUAAAACCCCAGCCAAUGAAAAGAAUUCCUCAGCUUGCAUCACUUGCUUCUUAGAGUUGGACAGUCCAAUAGAGAACACUAACUUCGUGAGGGACUACAGAAACUGCGUGCAAAAGUUCUUUGUUGCCGAGUACUUGGAGUGCUUUGAACCUCUGAAGGAUAUCCAGGAGCUCCUGCCACAGGAGAUAUCUCCAAAACUUCGGCGUGUUAACAACUGCAUCACAAAGAAGUUCAAAGGUCACAAGGUAAGCCUAGGGUUACCUGAUACGAAGAACCCACGCGCACACCAAACUGGUGGCAUAAGAUAAAUUGAUUAUCAACGUAUCACACAACGGUGCCCUUAGGAACAACCACAACGUAA
Molecule: messenger RNA, 425 nt
Organism: Limulus polyphemus (Atlantic horseshoe crab)
Lineage: Eukaryota; Metazoa; Arthropoda; Merostomata; Xiphosura; Limulidae
Exons: 5
Coding region: 1-372 (123 amino acids)
Source: RefSeq, a predicted model, not a curated record